AUGUCUCUUCAAACACAAGAGAGCUGUGCUGCCGCUCACAGGAGUUUGGAAUUCUUCAACCUGCUCAAUUCAAUAGACUAUUUCCGUUGUAAUAAUCCGCUUGGUCGAUUGCUCCUUCAGGACAUAGCGGAUGGCAAAGUUCCAAACAUGGACGGAGCAGAUCGGCACCACGUUGGCGUCAUCUUGGAAUAUUUCCGAGCCCAGAUCGCCGUCGCAACUCGUCCUCGCGCAACCAGAGCAAAUUACAAUCGUAAUCCGUGUCAUGCAUGUGUCAAUGGGAAAACAAAGUGCGUUCCGAUCGAACCCAAAGACGGGGAGUAUCUCUGUCGACAAUGCAAGAAGUUUGGAUUAGAUGUGUGCCAUAAGUCAAACACGGACAAUCCGGAGAGAGAGAAGUCGGUAACUAUGCUGGAUAUCAUUCCACCUGCUUUUUCCUCUCUAGGGUCUGGUUGGAACAAUUACGACUCAACCUCGGUCCAUCCGCACUCCUCCCCAGUAAAUGAGGCCUCAGGACAGAAUGGACUCAUCAGUAGUACUAUGAAUCCGAGUGGCCCUUCCAACAUUGGCUAUUGCAUGGGAUCCGGUACUUCCACUGUUGGGAUGCAUGCUACUCAGCAAGAUUUUGUUUCUCCAACCUUCUUCCACUCAAAUUUCAGCAAUAUGGGGCACAACAAUUCAAAUAUGCCCUGCCGGGUGAUCAGCCAGAAUUUGGAGGUAAAUCCACCAUUUAACUACGAGGGUCAAGGUCCUAGUCUCUUGUACAACCCCGGAUCAACUGAAAGCUUGACUGCUUUCCACAACAACGAGUAUACCAAGCAUUCAUUUGAGAAUUUCUCGGCAGAGUCGUCUACAAGCAACCUAAAGUUUCCUUACUCUGACUACAAAUCUUAUGGUAGCGGAGAGAUGUAA
This is a messenger RNA of Fomitiporia mediterranea MF3/22, 909 nucleotides long. RefSeq lists its product as uncharacterized. NCBI's taxonomy places the organism in Eukaryota, Fungi, Basidiomycota, Agaricomycetes, Hymenochaetales, Hymenochaetaceae. The record is from RefSeq and is a predicted model, not a curated record. Bases 1 to 909 code for a protein of 302 amino acids. The transcript has 6 exons.